Messenger RNA from Strongylus vulgaris, 452 nucleotides. The record is from the annotation of a GenBank genome assembly. Lineage: Eukaryota; Metazoa; Nematoda; Chromadorea; Rhabditida; Strongylidae.
AUGGAAGCUCUCGCAGCUGCAGUGGACUCGCAGGAAGCUGACGCUGUGUAUGUCGUGGGUGGAGAUGGAACAUUAGGAAGAGUCGUAACAGGAAUACUAAGGAAUAGAGACCAUCCUGCUCUUCCAGUUGGAGUUUUUCCAGGAGGAUACGAUAAUCUAUCUCUGAAACGGCUUGCUCCAACUGUUUUCGAGUCGUCGGAUGAUGUAAGAAGAAUGUGCGAAAGUGCUAUGGCCCUCAUUGAAAACAAGAUAAGAAGUGUUAGCGCCUUUGAGUUCAGUAUGGAGGGUGAAACAGAUGCCAAGCCGAUAUACAGUAUCGGCGAUGUGGGAGCCGGCUGGUUUCGCCAUAUCGAGGAACGGCGGCGUAAAUUGUGGUACUUUGGUGCUUUGAAACGACGAUGGGCUUAUAUAUGGGAAAUGCUGAAAGUAAGUACUUAUCAUUACCAAUAAAG